CAGUUUCGCUUCAACCCCUCACGCAACUCCAUCUUCCUGCUUGUUUAGAAAGAAAUUCAGAUAAUGGAAAAAGCAGAAGAAGCCGAACGCUUGCUUGGGGUCGCCGAAAAGCUCUUGUCCGAUCGGGAUCUUACCGGCUCAAGAGAAUUUGCCAUUUUGGCCCAGGAAACCGAACCUCUUCUAGAGGGUUCCGAUCAAAUCCUGGCCGUUGUUGAUGUUCUCCUCGCUGCUGAUAACCGCAUCAGCAACCACCUCGAUUGGUACGCUAUUCUUCAGGUUGAUCGCCGAUCGGAUGACUUAGAUUUCAUUAAGAAGCAAUAUCGGAGGCUCGCACUUCUCCUCCACCCUGACAAGAACAGGUUCUCCCACGCUGAUCAUGCAUUCAAGCUCGUCGCCGAGGCAUGGGCUAUUCUAUCGGAUCCCGCCAAAAAGUCGCACUACGACAAGGAGCUUGGCUUCUUCUCUACGGUUGAUUUGAGCUCGCCUGGCUGGGUUCAUCAAGAGAAAUUACCCGUUCGAAGAGCCGGAACGGGGUACGGUCGUGGUGGAAACCAAGGGUUUGAUUUCAGGAAUAAUGGCAAAGCCACUAGGGACGCUGGGAAUUUACGACGGAGUUCGUCGACGUUCUGGACAGCCUGCCCCUACUGUUAUUUGCUGUGCGAGUAUCAUAAGAUGUACGAGGGAUGCUGUCUAAGAUGCCAGAACUGUGAGAGGUCAUUCCAUGGGGUUUCGAUUCCGACUUUGCCGCCGCUUGUGCCAGGCCAGGAGGCCUAUUAUUGUUGCUGGGGAUUCUUUCCAUUGACUUUAGCCACUGCUAAUUCUGGCGGCAAAGAAUCUGCGACUCCUCCAGGAUUUCCGAAUUGGACGCCCAUGGCAUCUGAAUCUGGCCGGCGGCCAGAGAAUUAUUGGAGUAAAGCAGAACCCGUGGCGGCCGCAAAGCCUGUGUCAAAGACAGCGACGGCCGUGGGUGUUUCUAAUGGGAUCACUUCAGGUCCAGGAUCUAGUGGGCGGAAGCGAGGAAGGCCGAGGAAGGCCCCAGCAGAAUCCUUUGUUAUCAUAAACUAGUUUGAGGUUGCGCUUGGCUCAGAUCAGCUGAAAAGCAUUUGGAUUCCUAACUGCUGUAGAGCUAGUGCAUUAUUUGUUGUCGAGAAUGCUUUGAUUGUAGAAUAUGAAGGUUUAAUGGAAGGAAAUUUGUUAAUUUCGUGGUUGAUGCGGCGGGAGCUGGCUUGGCCGUGCUUUCCAUGGAAGACCAAAGAAAGCUGAAGAUGCUUGGCGGGGAAACAUACUGUCAUUCAGAGAGGUACGGCUGUGUUUUGCACUUGCUUCGUCCAAGGAUCUUGUGGUAUAAGAAAGUAUUAGUUCAAGGUUCAGUCAUCUUAAGUGGUGGAUAUAGGAGAAUUGUACAGGAUUUCGUCAUCGUCAUGGAAUUGGUAUCAUGCAAUAGUCUCCACCUCAACAACCUAUAGAAGAUUUUCAUGUAACUUGCGGUUCCGGGCUUUUGGCAGAUCCGAAGGUGUCAUAGAACAGUACCUAGAUGAUUUAACUUAAGUAUGAGUAGGCUGGUUUGUUAACUGGAUCAAAACUCGCUGUUCUUCCAUGGAUCCUUUCUGUUAAGCUGAUUGAGCAAGAUUUUUUAUCAGGGUAAAAGAGACUUUUGCGUUCUGAUCUCUAGUCUUGAAAACUGUGUUAGGCUCCCGCCUUGGGGUUCCAGGAAGCUUCCUUGUCAGGUUCCGACCAUCCUAUGACUUAAGUACUACAAAUUAAUCCGUUAUUUCAAGGAAGAGCUAAAGAGCUGAUCCCGUCUAGGUCACAUACCUUCCCUUAUACUUUGCUUGCUUCCUCCUUUUCUGAGGCUGAAGUAUUUUGUUAGGAUUUUUUGUCUUCUAUCGCUGCUGGUAUGAUAUGCGGUUCUUUCAAGCAGUACGGAGAGCAGCGAGGGGACCGGCGUACGGUCUUAUUUUUUAGCUGUAUUUGACUUUUGAGACUUGGACUCGUCGUUGUCUAUAGAUUAUCAAUGAGUCGGCACUAGGUUUGCAGAUUCUCACGUUGUAUAUGGGUCUCUCGAAUCGUGUUGAAUGGAGAACAAAAAAGUGAUGGGCCCAUCGUCACCCACGUUUGCUUGGAUGGAGACCCAGUAAUCCGCUCCCUAGCACAUUCGUUGGCAAUAAAAUCGAAGGAAAAAUGGAAAAUCAUUCAAAGUA
Molecule: messenger RNA, 2201 nt
Organism: Prosopis cineraria
Lineage: Eukaryota; Viridiplantae; Streptophyta; Magnoliopsida; Fabales; Fabaceae
Exons: 3
Coding region: 64-1065 (333 amino acids)
Source: RefSeq, a predicted model, not a curated record